Messenger RNA from Paraphaeosphaeria sporulosa, 1094 nucleotides. RefSeq lists its product as uncharacterized. Gene Ontology annotation, cellular component: Mis6-Sim4 complex. Lineage: Eukaryota; Fungi; Ascomycota; Dothideomycetes; Pleosporales; Didymosphaeriaceae. The record is from RefSeq and is a predicted model, not a curated record. The transcript is spliced from 2 exons. The coding region runs from base 37 to 792 and encodes 251 amino acids.
CGUCACGUCUGGAGUGCAGGCCACCCACCCGCUAUCAUGUCGAGUCACAAGACGAUUGUCGAGCAAAAGCAGCAGUUCCUGCAGUCUAAGAAGCAGUACCUGUCCCGCGGCAUCGCGCCUUCGGAGAAGCUCAAGCAGAUCGCGCUAGAUGGCGGCGUUGAGCUGAGCGUCUUGAAGGGCGCCGUAGACAAAGUGAACCGCGAGCUAAAGCAGCACUCACGGCGCGUCUACAGCCGGCAAAUGAGCGAACACGUGGUCGAGCAGAUCGACACCUUCUACUGGGAGUCGGGCUCCCGCGACGUCGACGACGAGGCAAUCGAUACGACGACAGACAUGACCGACGAUGAACACGCGAUAUAUCAAGGUGAGGACCUCACCCAAGACGCGGUCAUCGCGAAACUCCCGACGCGCUGGGACACCUCGUCCGAUCCCACACCGUCCUCGGCCGAAGAACACGUUGACCAAGACGAUUAUUUGUCCGCCAUCACACGCCUGCAAAGCCUCUCUGCGCACCGCCUUACCCUCCAGCAGAAGCUCAACACAUACCGUACGCUAUUGGCCCUCCUGGAACCGUAUCGCAACCCGAAGAACAAUGUGCAGCCGAACCUGGUGUGGAAGGAUAGCCCGCUUGCAACGGAGCUAGGAAAGACGAGAACGUUGGCCAUUAGGGUCGCAGGAAGACUCGGUGAAAAGUUUGGUGACGUACAGGUCCCGGCUACGGAUGAGGGUCGAGACAUUGACAUGAGCGAGGAUGCAAACGACAAAGUGAACAGGGUUCUCGCGGGCUGGUAGGGCUUCUAUUAUGGCGUUCAGGUUCAGUUUAGGAUACCCAGGGGUGCUAUGGUGCUUCGAUCGAUAUUGAUCUCGGAAUAAAAGCCGGAUGGAUGAAGUCAUGCGCGAAACCUUGUGGAAGUAACAAGGUGUGAUACCGCGUGGACCCGUUCUCGAGUCUUAUUCUGCAUGGAUGACUUCGUAUACAGCGACAGUAUUGCAAAAGACACUACCCACGAUUGCCCAGUGCGGAUGUACCGCAGUAGGUGGCACACAAAAUUCUACUUCCAGAGCAUACCUCAUCCUAUAUAAACUUACUAUAC